AUGUUUACAAUUGCUCCUCGUGGAGCUACCGCCCAACCACCAGUCAAGAUCGGCAUGACCCUACAUUGCUCGCCGACAAUGAAGCCAGCCAAAGCUAUUGCGGAGGUCGUGAAGUUGCUGAACCAGGAGUGGUUCCGCGAAGCGCCAACAUGGAUUCACGUGCUACCAGUUGCUGUCUCUAUUCUCCUCAUCUUGAUCAAUCUGAAGCCGACAUUUUGGUAUGAUUACAUGAAGUCCCAGGAUGACUCGGAUACAACAGUCGUGACCUGGCUGCCGCAGCUACCGUUCGACACUAAGUCGACAUUUCAGAUCGCGGCGAAAGCCUACGAAUUGUUAGUUAUCGCAUCGCUCAGCGAGCUUACCCUAAGCCUGCUGAGGAGGCAACUUCUCAAGGCCCGACUCCCCAUGGGUCUGCUGAUGGCUGGCUACCGUGUUGGAAGUCUUCCUUACAUCUUCAGCAGCCAGUUUUUUACCGGAGCUUUGCGGAAGGCGCAUGAGCCGAGUGUUUCUUGCCCGGUUACUGUCGGCCAGGAGUCAAACUCCCGUUCCAUGCGCACCUCUAGGUGGUUCCGCGUUUUCCUAGGUUUCAUUGUCCUUCUCAAUACUUCUCUUGCCUUGCUAUCGGGUCCCGCGUCUGCGAUCUUGAUCGUUCCUGAUGAGGGGUGGUUUCCUUAUCCAAACGCUUUCCAGGGAUUCAAGCAACCUUUCUACUUCGGACUCCCCGCGGAUGUGACAUGGCCGGCUUUUCUCGACACCCGGGAGAUGGAGAUCCUCAGCAGACUUGACGGCUGCCAACUCAGUGACGGCUGGCUUUCCUACUGGUGUCCGACGGCUUCCUUUCCCGACCUAUCCAACUGGGUCGCGAGUUGGCUUAGCCAUGGCACGGCUUUUGAGACGAAGAUACCCAAGAUCGAUGCCCUAAUCAAGCCAAACAGUCCCUCAGCGUCGUCGAGAUCAAGGAAAGCAUACAUGUCGCACCAGCUAACCCUGAGCACCGAUGGGAACCGCACAGUGAGCACUAUGGUGUCUCUCGUAUCUUUUCUUACCAUGGCCCGCUUGCUUGACCCCGAGCUUGCCAUCGGAAUUCACCACAGGAACCAACGAAUCGAUCGCCCUGCCUUUCAUGUAGUCGAGCCCGAUAUAGCAAACGACGACGGCUCCAGAACGGCUGUCCACGUGUGGUUUGCUUUUCCUUUUGCAACGGCUUACAGGAGCCAGUUCCGGACGGCCGUGUUUCCCUGCACUAUCGUGGCACAUUGGGCUCCUUCCUCUCUGGAGUUCACCUGGUCUGACGCCGAGCUCAGAAGCAAUGUUAGCAGCUGGAUCUCAGAAACAGGCAAGACCAGAAAGAUUAUCGAAGACCUCAAGGAAAAGGAUGCCAAGGCCACUACGAUCAAGUUCGACAAAAUGUUUCUCGACUUGAUCCUUCCCAAUAUGACACUCGAAAUCGCAGAUGAUACCGCCUUCGGGCAGAGGCAUCCGCUGUUAAUGGCAAUGGAAUUACCCGUGAUAGUUCGGGACAUGCCCAGUGGGCUGAUGUACGACCUGCGGGAGAACACCGGCUGGGGCCCCGUGGUCAACCAGAUGAGGUUCAACUUCGAGCACAUUCUCGCCGCCAUCGUCACCACGGCUCUUGCACGCCUCAACUCGCUGUCGGAAAACACGUUUGUGCAGGACUGGAAUGCGACGACGCUGUCGUUGAUCGAGAUGGACUCGCCCUCCUACUCCGAACAUUUCACGGCCGAUGAUAACCGGAGGCUGUCCCGGACCCAUCCGCUGCAAUUUAUUUGGGAGCCGGGUAACGUUACGUUUCUCUACAACGGCAGCACGGAGGGAGCGCCCUCGGACAGAUAUGAGUGGGGUUUGUAUAGGGACGGGUUCCAGAGCCCGUCAGAGUAUUUGGACAUGCUAGAGUCGUACACCAAGUUUGAGUUCGAGGCUGAGCGCUACGGGUUUGGUACCGGGUUGAGGGGAAAUAGCCGGUACUUUGCUUUCACGGUUGUCUUCGUUUAUUUGGUCAUUAUUCUUUUGUACUCUAUGUACAUUACCUUUUCGCCUCUGUUCUUAAAGGAGCCGGUGCCCACAAUCCGGGCGUGGGGGGAUCUGGGAGAGCUUUUCUUGCUGGCUUGGAACUCGAAGCCUACUGAAGAUGAGAGGUUGGGUAGGUCGGGGAUUAAAAUGGAAUCGAGCAAAGACUGGGCCGUGGAAGUGGGCAUCAGGGCGGAUGAGGAGGGACGGGUGCGAUUGGCUACCGUAUGUGAUGGGGGGGAGCUGCUGAAGAAGGAAGUACGGUAUCGUUGA
This is a messenger RNA of Thermochaetoides thermophila DSM 1495, 2301 nucleotides long. RefSeq lists its product as uncharacterized. NCBI's taxonomy places the organism in Eukaryota, Fungi, Ascomycota, Sordariomycetes, Sordariales, Chaetomiaceae. The transcript is spliced from 3 exons. Bases 1 to 2301 code for a protein of 766 amino acids. The record is from RefSeq and is a predicted model, not a curated record.